Piliocolobus tephrosceles (Ugandan red Colobus) is the source of this 557-nucleotide messenger RNA. RefSeq names its product chromosome 7 C8orf89 homolog (gene C7H8orf89). NCBI's taxonomy places the organism in Eukaryota, Metazoa, Chordata, Mammalia, Primates, Cercopithecidae. The record is from RefSeq and is a predicted model, not a curated record. Bases 39 to 524 code for a protein of 161 amino acids. The transcript has 4 exons.
GCAUCUCCCUCUCAGCAGCACUGUUGAAAGAAGACAGCAUGUCAGUGCCAUCUCCUGAAAUCAAAUGUGAGACUUCUAAAGUCACCAGAAGUUCCUUUGGCAGUUGUUUCAUUUUUGAGAGUAGUUGGAAGAAAGCAGUUUUAGAGACACAAAAGAUUGAGAAAGAAUAUACCACAGCAUUUGGUCUAGGAGAGCUCAAAGAAUGUAUCAAAAUGCCAUAUUUACCAGGACUACAAAGUUACCAAAAAAGUGUAAGUUCAACUCCACUAGAGGUUCCUAAAAGACUGCCACGUGCUGAUGCCGAGGUGUCUGCGAUCAGGCUAAAGAAGACUAAGGAGACAUGCAGUGUGGCACCACUUCGGGAGAAAUCAAAAGGUUCUGGCUUCAGUGAUCCUCUCACUGGAGCACCAUCUCAAUACUUAGAGAGACUUUCCAAAAUAGCCAUAUUGGAAUAUGAUACCAUUCGUCAGGAAACAACCAAAAAAUCAAAAAAAGGCAAGAAACGAGAGCUCCAAGACUGCUGAGAAAUGUCGUACAGUGUGAUGCUUUCUUCAGUG